Molecule: messenger RNA, 1101 nt
Organism: Macroventuria anomochaeta
Lineage: Eukaryota; Fungi; Ascomycota; Dothideomycetes; Pleosporales; Didymellaceae
Product: oxidoreductase domain-containing protein
Exons: 2
Coding region: 1-1101 (366 amino acids)
Cellular component (GO): nucleus; cytoplasm
Source: RefSeq, a predicted model, not a curated record
AUGGACUUGUCUACGGAGCAGACCGAGCGCAAAGGCUCCGUGCAUCAUGACACACACGCAACACCGCCAAAUUUCAUCCAGAAGGAGCACUGGCGGUACCAGAGCAUGAGAAAAACCGAACUCGAAAGUGAUGCCAACGUGUUCGAUCUAAGUAAACGCGAUGGAUUUACUCCAGAGCAGAAGGACAUCUGGCGUCCUGCCGGUACUAUUCCCGCUUCACGCAUCGAAGCGGCGUGCCAAGCUUAUGCAGGUGGACGAGCAUUGUCUUCGCCUGUAGAAGAUGCUUCUAUCUUCGAACAUCGAGAUUUCCCUGGACUCCAGGUCGUUUCCGGCCUUUUGCCUCCAGAAACUCAGGUCUUAUUUACGUCUUGUCUUAUGCAUCGAGAUCUAGCGGACCCAAGCCACAAGAUCAACUUGCAAGCAGACUACGACAUUCGAUAUCCACCCAAACCGACCUCAGAACCAAUGCGAUUCGACAAUAGCUUCUUCUUGCGUGACAGAUCUUCAGCAGAGGACGUCCUAGCGCCCAAAAUCCCAAACAAACAAAAAUCUCUCAACAAUGAGCAGUUCUUAUACACCAAGCUACGAUGGCUUACACUUGGAGAACAGUACGAUUGGCCAACAAGGAGCUAUGCAAAGCAUGCGACACCAUUUCCGGGCGAUCUUUCGACCCUCGUCACGGGUUUGUUUCCACAUAUUCGCCCUGAGUCUGGAGUAGUGCUUAUGUAUGGCGCGAAGGACUUCAUGCCUGUCCAUCGCGACGUGAGCGAGCAAUGCCAACGCGCACUUGCAAGCUUUAGUGUUGGCUGCGACGGCAUCUUCAUCAUGGCUAAAGGAGAAGAUGAUGGCGAAGGGGAGAAUGCGCCGCGGACUGUCGCGAUCAGGGUUCGGAGCGGUGACUGCGUACACCUCACUGGCAGUGCUAGAUGGGCUUGGCAUGCGAUGGCCAGGACCUUGCCGAGUACCUGCCCCCCGUACUUGGCCAACUGGCCAUUGGGUACUCCUGGUGCGACUUCGGCAGAAGAGAAAGCUUUCAAGAAAUGGAGAGGUUACAUGGGCACGAAACGCAUCAAUGUCAGCUGUCGUCAGGUUUGGGACUGA